CAAAUUGUCAACACUAGACGGUCAAAAUUUAGGAGCACCCAAACGAUAACAACUUAACACGAAUGCGUCGAGAAUUGAGGUACAGCAGACACGAACGAUGUCCAGGAAAAUACCCAUUCCACUAAGAGUUUUUUGCGUUAGCCUGCUCGUGAUCUACCUAUGGAAAAUCAGAGGACCGGCAGAAAUUGUUCCUAGGACAGAAGUGGACGUAGACAAGUUAAGUCUUGUAGAGUGGCUGCAAAAAGAUGAUCUAAAUUUGACUAAGAAUAAGGAGUGGUCGUCACAAAGUUACACAGAGUAUUUAACAAAGGCUUAUGAACCAACAGAUGAGGAACAUGUCAACCCGCAUAAUUUCAAACUUCUUUUGGACGAGCCAAUGGCGUGCAUGGAUGUCGAAAGCGCGACUCCGAAGCGUGUGGUGCUACUAGUGCUUAUUUCCACUGUUCAUGCUAAUUAUGGACGGAGGCAAGCGAUACGGGAAACAUGGGGGAGUCUGGAGGAGAUAGGAGGGCUACCUGUGGUGACAUUGUUCCUUCUUGCUCGUUCAAAACACUUGGAGACGAGUCUUCAUGAGGAGAGUGCGGUGUAUCAUGAUCUUCUGAUGGAGGAUUUCGAUGACACCUACAAGAACCUGUCGUUGAAGACCAUGAUGGCGAUGAAGUGGGCAAGUACUCAUUGCCCGCAAGCUUCUUUUGUUAUGAAGACGGACGACGAUAUGUACGUCAGCUACCGCAACAUCUUAAACUACAUUUUCAAGUCUGAGAUUGCCAAAACGGAUCUUGCCGUCGGGAUGAAGAUAGGUGGUGAGGCUCCAAUUCGAAAUACGAACAGCAAGUGGUACAUGUCGAAGGAGUUAUUUCCCGGAGACGUUUACCCACCGUGGCUUUCAGGCGGAGGGUUUGUAUUAUCCGGUGAUUUACCCGGACGAAUCUACGCAGUGUCUCUCAAUACCAAACUUCUGCAUCUUGAAGACGUCUUCGUUGGAGUCUGUCUUGAAAAGUUGAAGAUAAAUCUAAUCAUGAAUCGACAGUUUUCGAACAGGAGAUCGACGUACUCUUAUUGUAAAUUCCGUAAUAUUAUAACCACUCAUGGUGUACCUUAUCACGACCUAAAGGCAAUUUGGACGGAUCAAUUAGUUGACAAACCAUGUUGGUUCUGGACGUAAUCGAAAAGAUCUCUUCAUCCACUGUUAGUUGUUGAAUUUUUUCUUCAUAAUUAGAGAAAAAAACUAAUUUACAAUUUUUAAAUUCACAAUAGUCGACAGUCGAUUGUUAGGAAUGAGUGAAGGAGUGCGUGAAUGCGUGGGGGCACAAUGUCACGUAAGUUUUUAAGCACAAAACAAUGUUUCAGGCAAAUUUCUGGGCACAAUGUCACAUAAGUUUUUAAGCACAAAACGAUGCUUCAGGCAAAUUUCUUUCAUGCGCAAAAAAUUGAGUGGGGCGCCCUGGAGCGACAAUAAUGCAAUACUUAAAAAAAAAUUGAAUUUGUUGAGUGCUUUCACUGUAUCUCAAAAGGUUCUCUCUGCAUGAUAUUUUCAGAUUUCUUGUAAUAUUUCUGACCCUUCUUCCAAAGAAGGAUAAUUUGUUGACGGUUAAAUUUGUAAAUCAAGAUGUUUUCUUUAUUUCAUUUAAUAUUUCUGACCCUUCUUUUGAAGAAGGAUAAUUUGUUGAUGGUUGAAUACUUAAAUUAACAUUCUGUA
Molecule: messenger RNA, 1699 nt
Organism: Asterias rubens (European starfish)
Lineage: Eukaryota; Metazoa; Echinodermata; Asteroidea; Forcipulatida; Asteriidae
Product: beta-1,3-galactosyltransferase 1-like
Exons: 2
Coding region: 98-1165 (355 amino acids)
Cellular component (GO): membrane
Molecular function (GO): hexosyltransferase activity
Source: RefSeq, a predicted model, not a curated record